Messenger RNA from Entrophospora candida, 1613 nucleotides. The record is from the annotation of a GenBank genome assembly. Lineage: Eukaryota; Fungi; Glomeromycota; Glomeromycetes; Entrophosporales; Entrophosporaceae.
AUGGGUCACCAAUUUGCCAGAAAAAAAUAUGAAUCAGUAGAUGAUAAUGAACUCCAAUCAUUUAAUAAUGAACAAAUUGAUGACCUAAAUUUUUCUCAAUUAGUUGACAUCAAACAAAUGGAUAAUAUGAUUAAAACGAAACAAGAGGAAAUAAAAGAAGUUUUAGGGAAAUUAUCAUCAGAGUGGAAUGUUCAACGUGUUAAAAGAUACUGGAGCGAAUUUUGGAUUUCACUUUAUUCAGCAAGAGCAUCUGCUGGUUGCUCUUGUGAUGAUCUGCUGGUUCGAGUAAACUUAAAUCCAUACCCAUCAGCCGCAAUAUGCACAAAUGUUCAAAAGAUUACCGAAAAAAAACGACAAAGAAAAGAGAGAAAAACUGCUAUUCAAGUUGCAUCAUUGGGCCAUCUCAAUAUUUUCGGCAAAACAGUGGGUAUUGAGUUAUCAACUGAAGAAAUAACAUCAUCUCCACUGAAUACUGUUUUAUCAGUCAAUAAUUCAAUAACUUCUAAUGCUAAACGAGGAUAUGAUGGUGAAGAAAAUCCUGCAGAAAAGUCAAGAAAAAUUAUAGGAGGUUCUAGUAUCAUUUCUGUUGAAGAUCCACCUCAUAUUAUUGAAGACAGUAAUAAAGAUUCGGAUGUAGAAGAGUCUGAUAAUACUAAAAAUUCUGAAGAAUCAAAUGAGGAGAAUGAAGUACUAAAUUUUGAUUACGAAUCAAUUAAAAGUCAAAUACAAAUUGAAUGUAGUGAAAAAGUAAGCAAAAAAUUUAGGAAAUAUCAAUAUGAUCUUUUACAUGACUUAGAAAGAGGGCAAAAAAAAAUCACAUGGAAUAAUAUUACUGAUGUUUUGGCUAUAGCAUCAAUAAUAGUUGUAGAUUGGCCGUGUCCUUAUGAUUUCUUUACAACUGACGAAUGGCUAAUAAUUACUAAUAGCAAUCCUUACAAACCUAAGAAACCUAUUAUAGAUUCUUCUCUAUCCUCUUAUUUGAAUGAUACAACAUUUAAAAGGAGUAUUGGUGUUGAUGCUCAUUUUGAGCCUGAUUGUAACAAUUUACUCCGAAGUCAUGUAUAUGAUUAUCUUCCUAUUAUUGCUCCAAUGAGAUUAUUGGAAGAUGAACACAGAUUUUUUUAUCUGAAUCCUGUCUUGAAACCUAUAUUCUGUGGACCAUUUAAAAGUUACAGUUUAAAGUUGAAUAGAAGUGUUAAUGGAACUAAUAAAAGACCUGAUUUUGUAUGUCACGUAGAUCAACUUCCAAUAUUAAAUUCAGAAGUAAAGCCAAUAGAGGCAAAGAAAACCAUUAAUGACUUGAUAUAUCGAAGAAAUGGUCCUGACAGAGCUGUUUUUUUCAUUAAUAUGGGUGAUACAAUAGAAUCUUUCGUAAUGAACCUUGAGUAUGAUGGCAUUUACAGAACAUGGCCUUUUAUGAAAACAAAAAUUGUAAUAGAUAAACCAUCAGUUCCACUUUUAGGAUCUACAUUGACACACUUAAUUGCAUUGGAGGAGCAAGUGAAACUUCUGGCUGAAAAUUAUAAAGUGCGUCCCAAGUACUUUACACCAUCAAGAAAGUCAACAUACGUUCGGAAACUUCCAAUUUCUCCUCAAUUAAAAUUGUUAACAAA